GCCAGCGCUGUCCUUCAAGUCAUCUCCUUCUCCUGUAACGUCGUUUCUCUCUGCCACGGCAUUUACGACGGCAAACCCACAGUCGAACAUGACCUUGAAGUCUACGCAUCCCGGAUGAUCGAGGCGGCCGGCCGCGUUCAGACUCGCUGCCAGGCGAUGCCACAGAUGACAGACGCCGAGAAGAAACUGGCAGAAAUAGGUCGCAAGUGUCAAGAAGCUGCACAAGACCUAGAAAAAGAGACUCAGGCUGUGACCCAGCUGUGCCAAAAGGGCACGCUUUACAAGGCGGCUUGGGCAACGUUUCGGUCGAGCAAGCAUAGGAAGAAUAUCGAGAGACUGCAAAAGCCCCUCGAAGGGUACAGACGGGUGAUGGAGACGCAGCUGAUGCUGCAACUUUGUACGAGUAGCGAUGCCAUCGAACUGAAACAGGGCCAAGAAUUCCGAAAUCUUUCCGACGAUGUACAAGCCCUUGUCUCACAAAUAGCGAUCGGCCACACAAAGAUCGAGGAUCUCGUCAAUAUCGAACACAGCGCGACCCGCGAUCUUGUCAUCAGGGAAGCAGAAAGAACGCGGGGAGAAGUCAACACGGAAAUGCGGGCUCUCGGCGCGAGAGCAGCUACAGAUUCCCAACGUGAAGGUCUCCUCAAAAGCCUCAAGGUCGACGUAAUGAACCAACGAUACAACGAUGUCAUGGAUUCGAACCGUUCCACCUUUGAGCGAGUAUUCCUUUCAUUUGAUCACAUGAGUCAUCAAGACGAUCCCGACGACGGACAAUCUCUGGACGUCGAUGCUGUAGAUGAGAGCGACAGUUCAUCUUACACCGAGUCCGAUCGGUCACAAGAUUCCGAAGAUGUGACGACAGAGAUCGAUGAGAAAUGGUGUGGUUUCAUUUCGUGGCUUCAGUCGGACAAAGACAAGAUAUUCUGGAUUCGGGGAAAACCAGGGUCAGGCAAAAGCACCUUGAUGAAGUUCAUGAUAGACAACGAUAACACCAAGCGGUUACUAGACCGUUGGAGGCCGGGCACCAAAAUCUUGAGUCACUUUUUUUGGAAGAUUGGAUCUCAGCCCCAAAACAGCAUCAAGGGUCUGCUAUGCUCGUUAACUUACUGCAUUUUGAGUGGGUGUAAUCGCAAAGUCGAUCAAGUCCUGGACCGUUUUGAUAAUGCAUUGUCAAAGGAUUCGUAUCACGACUGGUCAUCUGCAGAACUGGAGAAAAUUCUAUUUUCCUUGUUGGAAGAGGACGACUACCCGGUUUGCAUCUUCAUCGAUGGCCUCGACGAGAUAUCAGAUAAAGAUGGAUACUUCAAGCUUCAGGGCCUCGUCGAAAGGUUAAACACGUGAAACAAUACCAAGGUCUGCGUUUCCAGUCGACCAGAAACCCAACUCGUGGAAAGAUUCGAGACGUUAGGGGCGACGAGUAUUCGACUAGAAGAUCUCACCAGACCCGAGAUGAGGACCUACGUGAACAAGCAACUCCAACCAUUCAGUUCAGACGGACGAAUAUCCGCCCGGACCCUAUGGAGGCUCACAGAUGG
Ilyonectria robusta is the source of this 1535-nucleotide messenger RNA. RefSeq lists its product as uncharacterized. The transcript has 2 exons. The record is from RefSeq and is a predicted model, not a curated record. NCBI's taxonomy places the organism in Eukaryota, Fungi, Ascomycota, Sordariomycetes, Hypocreales, Nectriaceae. The coding region runs from base 115 to 1341 and encodes 408 amino acids.